Molecule: messenger RNA, 830 nt
Organism: Penaeus monodon (black tiger shrimp)
Lineage: Eukaryota; Metazoa; Arthropoda; Malacostraca; Decapoda; Penaeidae
Exons: 2
Coding region: 32-766 (244 amino acids)
Source: RefSeq, a predicted model, not a curated record
CUUAACUCACUUUCUCAGUCAGCUGUUGGUCAUGCAGACGAUAGCACGUGAUCUCGUUCUUCUCUUGUUUCUCUUCGGCCUGCCGAGGGGCGGCGCCCAGGAGUGCCCCUGCGCGUGGCACGAGAGCGAGGAGUCGUGGACGUGCGAGGGCGCGGUGUCUGCGGUGCCCACGCAGUGCUGGCCCUUGCACGCCCACGUCAGGAAGGUCGUCCUCGAUGCCAACAUCGGAGAGAUCCUGGACGGCGAUUUCGACCACGAGAACCUGCAGGGGCUCAUCCACCUGGAGAUGAGGAGGCUGCGCCAGGUGGCCCGCAGCGCCCUCCGCCCCCUCACGAAGCUCGUCUACCUGGACAUGGCCGGCGGAAGCCUCCAGGAGCUCCCUGACGUUAGCACGAUGACUGACCUGCUGGCGCUGUUGGCGUUCGACAACCAGCUGACGGCCGCCCCGAGCCUGACGCACAUGCUCGUCUUGGACGUCGUCGAGCUGCACGGGAACCGCAUCGCCGCCCUGCCCGACGAGUUCCUGCCGGAGUCGACCCACCUCAUCGACCUUCGGCUCGACGGGAACUCCUUCGACAGCCUCAACGCCUCGAGCAUCGUGACGGCGCCGGCGGAAAGCAGGAUGACCUUCGACCCGCUGGCCUCCGUCCUGGCGACCGUCGACGAGAAGGACCUCCUCUUCAUCAAGGAGUUCGAGGUCAACAUCGACCUCGAGUCCAUCAUCGUGAUCAUUGAGGAUCCUCCUAAUCCUUACUGCGAGUGGUGAUUGCGCCAAAAGGGAGGCUAGUCAACACACACACGUGUGUGUGUGUGUUGACACAUAUGUGUAU